UAUUGACCGAUUUUGGCAAUUAAGACUAGAAUGAAAGUGACGUGGCACAUUCAGUCACAUUUCCACUUCGCCUCUCGUAUUUUUCUUCUCCGUUUCUCUUUUGUUUUCAGCGUCCAAAACCAGAGAAAUCCCGCCAUGAAUCUUACGUCCAUCUCUUCUUUCACCUCUUCAAAUUCACUUUUCCCUUUUAAAUAUAACCACCAAAUUCCCGCCAAAUCACCAUCUUCCCUGAAAUUCUCAUCAGGUUAUAGACUUACUUGGAUCCAAAAGCUGCCUACCAACACCAUCACCUGCUCUUCCAACGCUCAAAAUAGGUUCAAUAAGGUGGAGGAGAAGAGCGUUUCUGUGAUUUUGUUGGCCGGAGGGACGGGCAAACGAAUGGGUGCAAGCAUGCCAAAGCAGUAUCUCCCACUACUUGGCCAGCCAAUUGCUCUUUACAGUUUCUACACAUUCUCAAAAAUGAUUGAAGUGAAAGAGAUUGUAGUAGUCUGUGAUCCAUCCUACAAAGACGUUUUUGAAGAUGCCAAAGAUUACAUAAACGUGGACCUCAAAUUUGCACUGCCUGGGAAGGAGAGACAAGAUUCUGUACACAGUGGGCUUCAGGCCAUUCACUUGAGUUCUGAGCUUGUUUGCAUCCAUGACUCAGCUAGACCUCUGGUGUCAACUGAAGAGAUAGAAAAGGUUCUCAAAGAUGCAUGGGUAAAUGGAGCUGCUGUGCUUGGUGUUCCUGUUAAAGCUACAAUUAAAGAGGCAAACAGUGACUCUUUUGUAGUGAAAACUUUGGACCGCAAAAAACUUUGGGAAAUGCAUACCCCACAGGUGAUUAAGCCCGAGUUGCUUAAAAAAGGGUUUGAGCUUGUCAACAGAGAUGGUCUUGAAGUCACUGAUGAUGUGUCUAUAGUGGAGCACCUUAAACAUCCUGUAUAUAUAACAGAGGGUUCUUACACAAAUAUCAAGGUCACUACACCUGAUGAUUUGUUGCUUGCCGAGAGAAUUUUGAACAUGGACUCUUAGACCAUUUAGUUCAUAUAAUUGUUGCUUGCAAAGAAAAUUUUGAACAUGAACUGAUGGAAAAUAAAAAUAAAUUUCUCUUA
This is a messenger RNA of Mercurialis annua (annual mercury), 1094 nucleotides long. RefSeq names its product 2-C-methyl-D-erythritol 4-phosphate cytidylyltransferase, chloroplastic. Bases 31 to 1014 code for a protein of 327 amino acids. The transcript has 12 exons. Gene Ontology annotation, molecular function: 2-C-methyl-D-erythritol 4-phosphate cytidylyltransferase activity. Gene Ontology annotation, biological process: isoprenoid biosynthetic process. The record is from RefSeq and is a predicted model, not a curated record. Lineage: Eukaryota; Viridiplantae; Streptophyta; Magnoliopsida; Malpighiales; Euphorbiaceae.